Ceratosolen solmsi marchali is the source of this 832-nucleotide messenger RNA. RefSeq names its product chymotrypsin-2-like. The record is from RefSeq and is a predicted model, not a curated record. The transcript is spliced from 4 exons. Gene Ontology annotation, molecular function: serine-type endopeptidase activity. The coding region runs from base 1 to 777 and encodes 258 amino acids. Lineage: Eukaryota; Metazoa; Arthropoda; Insecta; Hymenoptera; Agaonidae. Gene Ontology annotation, biological process: proteolysis.
AUGAAAUUUUGUUUAGGAAUUUAUGUUUGUAUAGUAUUAAAUGUUGUUGCCAAUGCUAAAGAUUCGAGAAUCGUAGGCGGCCAAAAUGCCAAUAUCAGAGAUUUUCCGUAUAUGGCUUCCAUAAAAUUAGCUAAAAAUAUCCAUAAAUUAGUAUGCGGCGGUUCAAUUAUAAGUGAAUAUCAUAUACUCACUGCAGCUCAUUGUUUCAUAAACUUUGAGAAAACUGAUUUAAUAGUUUUUCUCGGUAAUUCAUCUGCCCCAACUGCUUCUGACACUGAGCCUUAUUAUACAAUUGAACAAAUCAAUGUUCAUCCAAACUUCGUUGGAAGUGUAGAACCGUCGACAAGUGUACAUAAUGAUAUUGCUAUUGCCAAGGUGGGGCCACGCAUUUUGUUUAAUGAAUUUCAAAAAAAAAUAGAGCUUCCAAACGUGGACACCAGGCCGGGUUCACUCGCUGUAAUUAUCGGUUGGGGAAGAACGUCGUAUCCGUUUGGUGAACCUGCUAAAGUAUUGCAAAAAGCUUUAAUGACAAUUGUUACGAAUAAAAUGUGUGAACGCGAUCUUCCAUUUUCACUUCAUAGUCAAAAUAUCUGUGCAUUUCAAAGAGAAAGAGUCGGCGUAUGUUACGGUGAUAGCGGAGGACCAUUGGUUAGUCAAGGGAAAGUCAUUGGCAUUUGUUCCUUUAUUCGUCCUUGUGCUAUGGGUGAACCAGAUGUAUAUACACGAGUGUUUUCUUACUUAGAUUUCAUACAGGCACAUAUAUCCACGACAAAUUAAAUAUUACCUUCUAUAAACAUUCAGUUAAAAUGUAAACUAAAAUUUAAUGUAAAAA